Messenger RNA from Trichomonas vaginalis G3, 1065 nucleotides. RefSeq lists its product as uncharacterized. The transcript has a single exon. The record is from RefSeq and is a predicted model, not a curated record. Lineage: Eukaryota; Parabasalia; Trichomonadida; Trichomonadidae. Bases 1 to 1065 code for a protein of 354 amino acids.
AUGCUAAUUUUUCUAUUUACUACGCUUGCCAAAGGAAUUGAUACGCCACUUUCAUCAUUUCGGUUCCAAGACUUCACAGCUCUCGGAUAUAGUCUAAUGCAAAUUAUAUUUGCAGCGGCGAUAAGCUUUAUAGCAACACUUGUCAUUUUCUUUGUUAAUGAAAAAGCGUUUACAAGUUUCUUAGGAUCAAAAUCUCUCUUUAUUAGUGAAUUACAUUACUUAAUUUUAAAUUCUUUAGCAACAGUUGCAUUACCAAUUAUACUCAUCAAUUAUUCAGUCGGUCAUAUUGCUCCAGCUGUAGUAUCUCUAUCAUUUCCUUUGAUUCCACUUUUCACAAACCUAGCCAACAUGUUUAGUAUAUACAAAGAGGUAGUUCCACGUAGAAAAUUACUAUCUAUGGCCUUUUCGGCUGCUGGUUUUAUUACUUCACUUUCAUUAUAUUCAAUUAAAGCGUUUAAAGAUCACGAACUUAUUCAAUUACUUACCGCCGUUAUUGCCUUACUUGUAGCACACAUUGUUUACGCAUUUGGAGAGAGAUUUACAUCAGAAUUAAUAAUACAUUUGGAUCCGUAUGUAGUUCCUCUUUCUAAGUAUCUUAUAAGUGCUGUAUUUAUAGUAAUUUUACUGUUAAUAUUUGAUCCACUCCAAUUUCGGAUCAUGGAUGAAUCAUUUUCAAAUAAAUCAGGGAAUUUUAUAAUUCCUGCUAUGACAGGGAUAUUCAGUAAGGCAUUCUCAUAUUAUCUAUCUUAUUUCAUCAUUAAUCCUUUCGGAUUUAGCAUUUAUUCAAUAGUUUUUUAUCCAAUUUCAUUAAUUUCAUUGGCCUUCAAUGGUCUUUUCUCCGGAAAGUUGUUUAAUGACUUACCCAUUACUCUAUCAUUCCUUAUUGCUGAAGAAAUGCAUAUUAUUGCGUUAAUAUUAGAUUUCAUUUCUCCGAUUGUUACAACAAGGAAAGAUGAAAGAAACAGACUUAAUAUUAAAUCACGUGGAGAGAAUACAACUCCAUAUUCAACAAUUAAUCAAAUUGAUAACGAUGAAAAACUUACUCUCGAAGAAGAUGCCAUUUAA